AUGCCCUCCACCACAUACUCCUCCACGCCGCCCACAAUCACACCCGCCUCGCGCGAGGGCGAUGCCAACUACAAGCAGCCUAUAUUUCCACUAGGUCCCUUUACGAAGUAUGCUGGCAAUCCAUUGCUGGUUCCCAACCCGGCAAACGAGUUCGAAUCGGCAUACAUUUACAAUGCCGCGGCCAUUGUCCUGGAUGACACAGUGUUUUUGCUCUAUCGCGCCCAGAACGCUGCCAAGGUAUCCACUAUUGGACUGGCAUGGUCGUCGGAUGGCUAUGAAUUCACACGCCUAGAUCGUCCGAUACUAGAACCAAGCAAGCCCUGGGAAAUGGGCGGUGGUGUCGAGGAUCCGCGUGUUGUGCGCAUCGAUGGUGUCUUCUACAUGACCUACACUGCGUGGGAUCUCAAAGUGCCGAAACUCUGCCUGGCAACAUCCACAGACCUGGUACACUGGGAGAAGCAGGGUGGACCACUGUUUCCGGAUUUCAUAGAUAUCGAUAACACUCUGGAUGGACGGACUGAGAUCCGGUUCGGUCACUCUAAAUCCGGUGCAAUCUUCCCAGAGAAAACGGCAGAUGGAAAGUUUAUGAUGAUAUUUGGCGAGGCAUACCUCUGUGUGGCGGAGAGUGAAGAUCUGAUCCACUGGCGCGCAUGGCCCUUCAAUAAGUACUUUGCAACCGGAGUCCAUGAAUGGGAAAAUCGACUGCUGGAACCUGGGCCAACCCCUGUCAAAACUCGAGACGGCCGAUGGAUUCUGGUGUACAAUGUUGCCACGCGCGGUGCCCCAGGAUUCCACAACAACCAGUACUCCAUAAGCCAGAUGCUGAUCGACCUCGAGCACCUCAGCGAUGGCCCGCUGGCGCGUCUUGACCGGCCAUCGGUUGUUGUGUCAGCGAAGAACGAGCACCUUGGGCAAGUCAACGAGGUUGUUUUCUGCGAGGGAAUGGUUCAAUUUCACGGUAAAUGGUUUAUGUAUUAUGGCCAGGGGGAUAGCGAGCUUGGAGUUGCGACAGCUGACGUUCAGCCGUGA
Messenger RNA from Penicillium lagena, 1029 nucleotides. RefSeq names its product glycoside hydrolase family 130 protein. The coding region runs from base 1 to 1029 and encodes 342 amino acids. NCBI's taxonomy places the organism in Eukaryota, Fungi, Ascomycota, Eurotiomycetes, Eurotiales, Aspergillaceae. The record is from RefSeq and is a predicted model, not a curated record. The transcript has a single exon.